This is a messenger RNA of Fonsecaea erecta, 717 nucleotides long. RefSeq lists its product as hypothetical. NCBI's taxonomy places the organism in Eukaryota, Fungi, Ascomycota, Eurotiomycetes, Chaetothyriales, Herpotrichiellaceae. The record is from RefSeq and is a predicted model, not a curated record. The coding region runs from base 1 to 717 and encodes 238 amino acids. Gene Ontology annotation, molecular function: protein-N-terminal-glutamate acetyltransferase activity; protein N-terminal-serine acetyltransferase activity. The transcript has a single exon. Gene Ontology annotation, biological process: N-terminal peptidyl-glutamic acid acetylation. Gene Ontology annotation, cellular component: NatA complex.
AUGGUCGACAUCGUCCCGGUCUCGUCGUAUCCCUCACACAUCUCCCUCCUCCCGUCGAUCCAACAGUGCAACCUGACGAACCUGCCGGAGAACUACUUCCUCAAAUACUACCUCUACCAUGCAUUGACGUGGCCACAACUCUCCUUUGUCGCGGUGGUACGCGGGGCCGGGUCCCAGCCGCCGCGGUACCCCAAAGUGGUGGGUUACGUGCUGGCGAAGAUGGAGGAGGACCCGCCGGACGGGGUGCAGCACGGGCACAUCACCAGCCUGAGCGUGAUGCGGACGCACCGGCGGCUGGGGAUCGCGGAGAAGCUGAUGCGCAUGAGCCAGCGCGCCAUGGCCGAGGCAUUCAACGCCCAGUACGUCAGCCUGCACGUGCGCAUGUCCAACACCGCCGCCCUGCACCUGUACCGCGACACCCUGGGCUUCGAGGUCGAGAAGGUCGAGAGCAAGUACUACGCCGACGGGGAGGACGCCUUCGCCAUGCGCAUGGACCUCACGCCGCUGCAGAUCAAAGCUCUACCCGCUGACGAGGACGAGGACGAGGACGAGGGUGAGGGGGUGGGCUCGCUGGGCAAGAAGGGCGAGGAGGACGAGAAGGCGGUCAACGGCGAGAACGGGAAGAAGGAGAAGAUGGUCAAAGUGAAAGUUGGGCGCGGGCUCGGGGUAGGGGAUCUGGUGGAGCGGAAUGAAGGUUCGACGGGUACGCAGUAUUGA